Molecule: messenger RNA, 1107 nt
Organism: Nanorana parkeri
Lineage: Eukaryota; Metazoa; Chordata; Amphibia; Anura; Dicroglossidae
Gene: PGAM1
Product: phosphoglycerate mutase 1
Exons: 4
Coding region: 77-841 (254 amino acids)
Biological process (GO): glycolytic process
Molecular function (GO): intramolecular phosphotransferase activity
Source: RefSeq, a predicted model, not a curated record
UCCUCCGGGCCGAUUGGCGCAUGCGCGGAACUCACUGACUUCUGCAGUGUGACAGCCGGCCAGAAAAGAAGAAGGGAUGGCAGCUUACAAGAUCGUCCUGAUCCGCCAUGGGGAGAGUACCUGGAACCAGGAGAACCGCUUCUGCGGCUGGUUCGAUGCUGACCUCAGCGAGACUGGAGCGGACGAGGCCAAGCGAGGGGGUCAGGCUUUGAGAGAUGCUGGCUACCAGUUUGACAUUUGCUACACAUCCGUUCUAAAAAGGGCUAUUCGCACCUUAUGGCUGGCACUGGAUGCCACUGACCAGAUGUGGUUGCCCGUCUACAGGAGCUGGAGGUUGAACGAGAGACACUAUGGUGGACUGACUGGCCUGAACAAAGCAGAGACAGCCGCUAAACAUGGAGAGGCUCAGGUUAAGAUCUGGAGGCGAUCUUAUGAUACUCCUCCACCAUCCAUGGACCCAGAUCAUGAUUAUUACCAGAUCAUCGCCAAGGAUCGCCGUUACAGUGACCUGACAGAAGACCAGCUCCCGAGCUGUGAAAGUCUGAAGGACACCAUUGCUAGAGCCCUGCCAUUCUGGAAUGAUGAAAUCGUUCCAAAGAUCAAAGAAGGGAAGAGGGUCCUCAUUGUUGCUCACGGCAACAGCCUUCGAGGAAUCGUCAAGCACUUGGAAAAUAUGUCAGAGGAACAGAUCAUGGAGCUGAAUCUGCCCACCGGUAUUCCCAUUGUGUACGAGCUUGACAAGAACCUGAAACCCAUCAAGCCAAUGCAGUUCCUCGGAGAUGAAGAGACCGUGCGCAAAGCCAUGGAGGCAGUGGCUGCCCAAGGAAAAGCCAAGAAGUAAAGGGUUCAUCCCAGAGAACCACCGGCUUCCAUCCCUUAGUUUACUUUUUAUCUAGACACCUGGCGGCUAGGGAUUCUGAAAUGCAGCUGUAUCGGAAACCUUGCAUCUAGGCAGCCGCCCAUUCACUUGUCUCUUUAACCAUCUCCAAUAUUGCAUCUCUCCAGUGCGUUCUGUUCACCCAGUUUGUAGUAAGACUAGCUAGAAUAUUGUUUGUUUGCCGGAAUGUUGAUCAUAAAACACAUCACUUAUUGGCACAUGGCAACCAG